Molecule: messenger RNA, 453 nt
Organism: Oryzias latipes (Japanese medaka)
Lineage: Eukaryota; Metazoa; Chordata; Actinopteri; Beloniformes; Adrianichthyidae
Gene: snrpg
Product: small nuclear ribonucleoprotein polypeptide G
Biological process (GO): mRNA splicing, via spliceosome; spliceosomal snRNP assembly
Cellular component (GO): U12-type spliceosomal complex; spliceosomal tri-snRNP complex; U2-type prespliceosome
Molecular function (GO): RNA binding
Source: RefSeq, a predicted model, not a curated record
GGCGCAGCACAGCAAAGGUCACAGGGUUUUACUUCCGGUCUCCCGGUCCACACGCGUUUCCUACGCGGUUUUGUGAAUUGAAACACGACUUUGUUUCGUUAAAAUACAGACACCAUGAGCAAAGCGCAUCCACCAGAGCUAAAGAAAUUCAUGGACAAAAAGCUUUCCCUGAAGCUGAAUGGAGGCAGACACGUCCAGGGCAUCCUGCGAGGGUUCGACCCCUUCAUGAACCUGGUGAUGGACGACUGUCUGGAGAUGGGCCCCGGGGGACAGCAGAACACCAUCGGGAUGGUGGUCAUCCGAGGAAACAGCAUCAUCAUGUUGGAGGCUUUGGAGCGAGUAUGAGCAGAGCACAGCGGCGCCUCCUGUUUUCUCAUUCCAUUGUAGUUCAUUCACAAUGAAAGUCUGUUGGUUUUGAGAUGUUUGUUUGUUAAUAAACUAUUUUUCUUUUUA